AUGGGGGAUCUUUGGCAGCGGCUUUUGGCCGCCGCGAUGGGGAUUAUCGUCUGCCAGGACCGCGCGCUGAGCGGGUGCUGCUCGGUGAUUUACCCGAUUCUCGAAACUCACCCGCCUUUUUGGUAUGCAUUUAUUGAGAACUUCGUGGAGGGGUACCCGAAGCAUAAGCAUCCAGCGAUCCGAGAGGCGUUAUCGCUCCUCACCAACGCCUCUGAAUCGUAUGAGAAGUUUUUUUUUGAGGUCUUCACAUUUCGUCAAAUGAUGCGUGCUCUCUAA
Messenger RNA from Phytomonas sp. Hart1, 276 nucleotides. NCBI's taxonomy places the organism in Eukaryota, Euglenozoa, Kinetoplastea, Trypanosomatida, Trypanosomatidae. The record is from the annotation of a GenBank genome assembly.